This is a messenger RNA of Pseudozyma flocculosa PF-1, 1533 nucleotides long. RefSeq lists its product as uncharacterized. The transcript has a single exon. The coding region runs from base 1 to 1533 and encodes 510 amino acids. Gene Ontology annotation, molecular function: hydrolase activity. The record is from RefSeq and is a predicted model, not a curated record. Lineage: Eukaryota; Fungi; Basidiomycota; Ustilaginomycetes; Ustilaginales; Ustilaginaceae.
AUGUCCGCCGCUGCAACGACCGCCGCCGUCGCCGCUCCGCCGCAGCGCCACCGCGUCGAUCCGCGCGUCGAGGCGGCCGUGCGCGCCGCCAAGCCCUUCCAGCCGCGCUACCUGGUGCCCCUGCUGCGCAUCCUCGUCUUCCACCUCUACUUUGUCCCCACCUCGCUCCUCGCCAUCCCGCUCAUCGCACUGCGCUGCAUCGUCCCGGCGCUCCGGCCCAACCCGCGCUGGUCGUUCCUCACCGCCCUCUCGAUCCUCAACGUCCGCCGCGCCAUGCGCAGCAUGAUCCGCUUCGGAUUCCAGCCCAUCCAGCCCCGCGAGGGCGGAUGGAGAGACACCCGCGGCAGCAUCGCCGCCCUCCUCAACGUCCUCAACUACUCCGGCCCCGGCGGCAGCGUCACCCACCCCAAGCUCGCCGCCGACGCCGCCAAAAAGGUGGCCCGGGGCGUCGACAAGGUCUGGUUCGACCCGCCCCCGCUCGACGCCCUCACCGACGUCCUGUCGGUGCGCACCCAGGGCGCCGGAAGGGGCCUCGCCGUCCAGUCGACCCACUACGCCGGCCCACCGCUCCUCGACCCGGCAUUUGCAAAGACGCGCUCCCGCGCAUUUUGGUUCAUGCAUCGCCCCGGCGUGCUCCCGCCCUCUGCCCAGGCGGCGUCAAAGUCGGCAACGACGACGACGACAAAGACGCCGCCGCGCGAGCGCCCCGUCAUCCUCUACUUCCACGGCGGCGCCGGCGUCACGUUCAGCGCGGCCGACCUGUUUAUGGGCCAGUGCCUCGCCUCGAACCUGGCAAAGUCGAGCGGCGCCGACGUCUUUUCCGUCGACUACCUCCUCGCGCCGCACGGUCCCUUUCCCGUCCCGCUGAUGCAGGGCGUGGCGGCCUACAUCUACCUCCACCGCACGCUGGGCUACCGCACCGACCAGAUCUACAUUGGCGGAGACUCGUACGGCGCCUGGCUGACGCUCUGCCUCGAGCGAUACCUGCGCACCUAUGCCCACCUCGUCCUCGACGACCCAGAGUCGCACGCCAGCGGCGCCGAAAGCCCCAGCUUCGUCGCCGGCCUCGUCCUCCUCAGCCCGCACAUUGCCCACGACGGCGACCACUUUGCCUCGCGCCAAAAGUACGUCGCGACCGACAUCAUCGACCUCAGCUACGGCGAGUGGGGCGCCGACGCGCAGCGCAUCACGCCGCGCCACCGCGCCACCAACCCGCUCCCGCUCUCGGAUCCGUGGUACACGCACUCCAACAAGCCCAGCGACGAGCUCGCCCGCCUCCCGCCCGUCUACAUUGCCAACGGCGACAACGAGGUGCUGCGCGACGAGGGCAUCUACUUUGCCCAGCUCCUCCGCCAGGCCAAAGGAGGCCUCGCCGAGUCCGACCCGGAAGUCGUCCUCGAGAGCGAGCCCGAUAUGCCCCACGACUACUUUACCCUCGACACCGAGCGCGCCCGCGCGAGAAAGGUCUAUGGCCGCAUCGGAAAGUGGAUUAGAGGUAUCACCGAGGGAAACGGGAGCGGUUACCGGCUCUGA